AACCUAUCCCCUGAGAAGAACCCUAAAACGGAAAAAAAAAAUGGAGAUUCCAGAAGUGACGUUGGUCAACGUCUUGGUACGAUUUCCACUGAAGAGUAUCGCGCGAUUCAGAACAGUGAGCAAAGAAUGGAAAUUGUUAAUCGAUUCAGACUUCUUCAGAGAUCUCUACAUCUCUCUGAACUCAUCUUCCUCAAUCUCAUGGUCAAUCAUUCAAACCAAACCUCAAAAGCUGACACUUGAAAUCGUUGGCCACCAUGGAUGCGAAAGAUGGGGACUUUCUCGUUCUCCUGGAUCUUUAGUAAGUUUCUUUGCAGAGACACCAAUCAAUAAACUAAAUGUCUUAGCUUGUACAGAUGGGUUGGUCUCAGUUUGUGCAGAAACUAGUGAUGGGUCUCCUAUGUAUUACAUUGGAAACCCUUUGUUGCAGGAAUGGUUUCGAAUCCCUCAACCUCCUUUCCGUAAUUUUGAGAGAUUUCGAAAGCACGAGCGUUUUAGCGACAGUGGAUUAGUUACAAAGAUGAAGAAUGGUGUCGUUGUGAGUUACAAGAUUGUGUGGUUGUUGACUCAUCCUGCUAAGGUUGAGUUUAUGAUUUACUCAUCUGAUACAGGGACUUGGGAUAGACGAAAUGUGACUUGUGUCCAUACUGCUUUGUGGACUAGUCGGGACAAGUCGAUUGCUUUGAAUGGGAUUCUUCAUUGGCUUUCCAAUCUCACCAGUUCUAUUAUCGCAUAUGAUUUCUAUGGAGGUCAUGAUGAUGGUUUUUGUAUCAUACAUUUCCCUGGUGUUGGAAAAGAUGAUGAGUUACGGCGUUUUCGAAGAACCUUUACAACCUCGGAAGGGUCCAUUGUGUAUUUCAACGAGUUCCUUGAGAAUGUAAACCGCACAUUACGGGUUUGGAGGCUGGUCAAGUACACUGAUGGUCCUGAGGCAUGGCAGCUCUUUAGGGAAGUCAGCUUGGUGUCUUUGAUGGAGUCAGGUAUCAAUUAUUUCCCUGUGGUGAUGCAUCCUUUGAACUCUGAGAUCAUUUACUUCUGGAAUAGGAACAAGAAAGGUCUGAUCUUGUUUAACUUGAGGACACAAGUGUUUAGUCUUCACAAGGAAACUGAAGACGUUCGUAAGUGUAUGGAUGGUUGCGUUUUAAGUUUUAACCGGUGCAGCGAGUAUAUGGAGAGCAUAUAUACAUACUUUCUCUCAUCAUUUCAAAAUGGUCCUAACCAUCUCCUCUUUUCACAGUAUGUUUUCCCUCGUUGGCUGCACCAUCUCCCUGGUCCGAAUCCUACUUAGCGUUAUAUGUUUCAAGUUUCAAUCUGAUAAGCUACAAAGAUUGUAUGAGAAGGCACAUGUAAGAGCUAAAUUGAAGGAAGAAGAGAAGAAGCUCGUAAUCAAAUUAUAUUUGUGUGUUAGUUGUUAAUAGAAGUUGUGUUCUAGACAGUGGAGCUCUAGAGACUCUUCUUCACUGUAUUGAUACAUUGUGCCAUUAGUCAUUUACAAGGAUAAAUACAGAGAUUCUACAUUCAUUCUUCUCAAAAUCCCAAUGUCUAAUGGUUGAAAAAUGCAAAGUUCAACCGAAAUCUUAUGUAAGUAAAUACCAUUUUUCU
This is a messenger RNA of Arabidopsis lyrata subsp. lyrata, 1599 nucleotides long. Its product is annotated as putative F-box protein At3g23950. The record is from RefSeq and is a predicted model, not a curated record. The transcript has a single exon. Lineage: Eukaryota; Viridiplantae; Streptophyta; Magnoliopsida; Brassicales; Brassicaceae. Gene Ontology annotation, molecular function: protein binding. The coding region runs from base 41 to 1285 and encodes 414 amino acids.